AUGCAGGGAUCGCGGUCCGGCCAUCCACUGACGAUGAUCACAAAGCCGUGCCAACGGCCGCUCAACGUCCUCGCUCAUAUGGGGUACUACUUGGCCGAUGGCAUAUACCCAAGAUGGCCUGUUUAUUUGAAGACGAUCAGCUGCUCAAUUGGUGAGAGGAGUGUCUUGUUUGCUGCAAAGCAGGAGUCCGCGCGGAAGGAUGUGGAGCGGGCUUUUGGGGUGCUCCAAUUGCGGUGGGCAAUCUUGAAAGGUCCGGCGCGUUUCUGGUACAAGGAAGUCAUCGCCGACGUCAUGUAUGCGUGCAUUAUCAUGCAUAACAUGAUAGUCGAACAAGAACGUGGGCAUGCCACCGAUUGGGUGGAUGAUGAAGCCGGAUCUAGCUCCAGCACGGCAACCUCGCCAGUCACUCGAGGAUUACCGAUGGGCUUCGGUGCGGUUCUACAGCGACAGGCCUCAAUGCGCAAUCAACAAGACCAUACUCAGCUCAUGACCGACAUGGUUAUAAAAGUUUGA
This is a messenger RNA of Salvia hispanica, 513 nucleotides long. The record is from RefSeq and is a predicted model, not a curated record. Lineage: Eukaryota; Viridiplantae; Streptophyta; Magnoliopsida; Lamiales; Lamiaceae.